UCACUCUUUGCAUCUCCUCCUCCCUUUUUAUCGCCCCUCCAGAUCUCUUCUCUCCAGACAAAAUCGGUGAGUGAGCAUCUUAUUCGCGACUCUCCUAGAGCCACUCCGGAUUCGCUUCGACCAUCUGACAACGACGGAUCUACAUCAAGAGCCUUAUAACCGCUUCGAAGACCUCCGACAGCCGUCCGAGAUCAAGAGAGUCCUCCCCGUCACAAUAUACCGAUAGCACAUAUUACACCUUCACGAUGGUGAAAGAAACAAAAUACUACGAAAUCCUCGCGGUGUCACCCGAUGCCACCGAGGCUCAGCUUAAAACCGCAUACAAGAAAGGUGCAUUGAAAUGGCAUCCCGAUAAGAACAACGACAACCCGGAAGCCGCCGAGAAAUUCAAGGACCUCUCCCACGCCUACGAGGUCCUCUCCGACUCCCAAAAACGUGGCCUGUACGACCAAUAUGGUGAAGAAGGCCUGGAACAAGGCGGCAUGGGCGGCGGCAUGGCAGCCGAGGACCUGUUUGCUCAGUUCUUCGGCGGCGGCGGUGGCGGGUUCGGCGGCAUGUUCGGCGGCGGCAUGGGGGGCGGAAUGCGCGACGCCGGCCCUCGCAAGGCCCGGACCAUCUCCCACGUGCACAAGGUCACCCUCGAGGACAUCUACCGCGGAAAGGUCUCUAAGCUCGCGUUGCAAAAAUCCGUCGUCUGCCCGAAAUGCGAUGGGCGGGGCGGGAAGGACGGCGCGGUGAAGAAGUGCGCCGGGUGUGAUGGCCGCGGAAUGAAGACCAUGAUGCGCCAGAUGGGACCCAUGAUCCAGCGUUUCCAGACCGUCUGCUCCGACUGCAAUGGCGAGGGCGAGAUCAUCCGGGACAAGGACCGAUGCAAGGCCUGCACCGGCAAGAAAACGACGAUCGAGCGGAAAGUGCUCCACGUCCACGUCGACCGGGGCAUCAAAUCCGGCACCAAGAUCGAGUUCCGCGGCGAGGGCGACCAGCUUCCUGGCGCCGAGCCCGGCGAUGUGGUGUUUGAGAUCGAGCAGAAACCUCAUGCUCGCUUCCAGCGCAAGGAGGACGAUCUGUUCUACCACGCCGAGAUUGAUCUGCUGACAGCGCUGGCUGGAGGCCGACUUCACAUCGAGCACCUCGAUGAGCGAUGGUUGGUCGUUGAUAUUGUUCCCGGCGAAGUCAUUGCCCCAGGCUCCAUCAAAGUCAUCCGCGGCCAAGGCAUGCCCUCCUACCGCCACCACGACUUCGGUAACCUCUACGUCCAAUUCGACGUCAAGUUCCCCGAAUCGCUCCCCGGCCCCACCGGCAUGCCCCCCAUGUCCGACGCGGACCGCGCCGCCCUCGAGCGCAUCCUGCCACCGCGUGCCGCCGCCGAUAAGAAACCGCCCGCGGACGCGAUGACGGAGGAUUUCAGCCUGGAGGAGGUCGACCCGGCGGGUGAGCAGGCGCGAGCCCGUGGGAUGAUGAGUGAUGAUGAUGACGAUGAGAUGGGUGCGGGUGGAGAGAGGGUGCAGUGCGCGUCGCAGUAGACGAGGCUCCGUGUGGGUUAUGAGUGGGUGGAGGUAUGAAUGGGAUAUGAGGGUUGCAUCGGCGAUGGAGGAGACAAUGCGUUCGACGGAGUUGGAUGACUUCGUCGGGAUAUAAACGAGUGGUGGCCGGGAAAGCGGCGGUUCAUGUGGUGGAUCAAACUUUCCGAGUUGUCGAUCCUAGUCCUCACUCUCCAGACCUCUCUCCGCACACCGCCGAUAUCAAGGCACAGAUAUCUACUAUCACCGAUUCCCCGCUAGCUACCCACCCUCCGACCGCGUCCAUCCUCGGUUCUACUGUCCUCUAUCCCCCUCGCAUUGCUACCCUUGUGCGUUCUAUAGACCUUUGACUUCCGUACUUUGCCUAGCCUGAUCUCGUUUUUCUGGCGUUCCGACCGGUUUGGGAUGACGGACGGUGGGAUGUGUGCAUAUGACGAGGUUGCGCGGGCUGGGAUGGG
Eremomyces bilateralis CBS 781.70 is the source of this 1978-nucleotide messenger RNA. Its product is annotated as DnaJ-domain-containing protein. Gene Ontology annotation, cellular component: cytoplasm; cytosol; nucleus. The record is from RefSeq and is a predicted model, not a curated record. The coding region runs from base 246 to 1523 and encodes 425 amino acids. Gene Ontology annotation, biological process: protein refolding; response to heat. The transcript is spliced from 5 exons. Gene Ontology annotation, molecular function: Hsp70 protein binding; ATP binding. Lineage: Eukaryota; Fungi; Ascomycota; Dothideomycetes; Eremomycetales; Eremomycetaceae.